Molecule: messenger RNA, 987 nt
Organism: Alternaria atra
Lineage: Eukaryota; Fungi; Ascomycota; Dothideomycetes; Pleosporales; Pleosporaceae
Exons: 2
Coding region: 1-987 (328 amino acids)
Biological process (GO): carnitine transmembrane transport; mitochondrial transport
Cellular component (GO): mitochondrial envelope
Molecular function (GO): O-acyl-L-carnitine transmembrane transporter activity
Source: RefSeq, a predicted model, not a curated record
AUGUCCAACACGACGGAUUCAGUCAUCGAGAAGCUACCCAACACAGCGGAGCUCAAGGAAGAUGUCAAGGCUGCGUCCAAGUCCUCGCUGCAGUCGCUGCGGGCGCUGUUAGCUGGAGGUGUGGGUGGUGUGUUUGCUGUUGUUGUGGGCCACCCUUUCGAUCUGGUCAAGGUGCGCAUGCAGACUGCGGAGAAGGGUGUCUACACAGGAGCCAUGGACGUUGUGAAGAAAACCAUCGCCAAGGAGGGACUUGCUAGGGGGUUGUACGCGGGUGUUUCUGCGCCGCUUGUUGGUGUUACGCCAAUGUUCGCUGUAUCCUUCUGGGGUUACGAUCUCGGCAAGCAACUCGUCUCCAGUGUCUCAAAGGUCGAAAACAAUCAAUUUAGCGUCGCACAGGUCUCCGCCGCUGGUUUCUUCAGCGCCAUCCCCAUGACCAUCAUCACCGCCCCCUUCGAGCGCGUAAAAGUGCUUCUACAAAUUCAGGGACAGAAGACCCUGGCUCCCGGCGAGAAGCCUAGGUACUCUGGUGGUAUGGAUGUUGUGAGGCAGUUAUACAAGGAGGGUGGCAUCAAGUCAGUAUACCGUGGCUCUGCCAUGACACUGGCGCGUGAUGGUCCCGGAUCAGCGCUUUACUUUGCGACAUACGAGACCGUUAAACGUAGUCUCACGCCCAAAGACCCUGUUACGGGACAACCUGGAUCGCUGAGUAUGGGUGCGGUCAUGGUUGCUGGUGGUGCUGCGGGUAUCGCCAUGUGGAUACCCGUCUUCCCCGUUGACACUAUCAAGUCGCGAUUGCAGAGUGCGGAAGGCCGGCCAACAAUCAGCGGAACCAUCAAAGGCAUCCACGCGAGUGGCGGUCUCAAGGCUUUCUUCCCUGGUAUUGGACCUGCCAUGGCACGAGCCGUGCCUGCCAACGCUGCCACAUUUGCCGGCGUAGAGCUUGCCCAAAAGGCAAUGACCAAGAUGUUCGACCGCGACGGCGAGUAG